Tauraco erythrolophus (red-crested turaco) is the source of this 1525-nucleotide messenger RNA. The record is from RefSeq and is a predicted model, not a curated record. NCBI's taxonomy places the organism in Eukaryota, Metazoa, Chordata, Aves, Musophagiformes, Musophagidae.
UCUAGAUGUUAUACUUUUUACCUGAAGCUGCUAAUGUCUUUAUCCAAUACUGAGGUUAGACAAAGAUCAAAUUCAUCACCGUUGUCUCCGAGGGGUUUUCAGUUCUUAGGCAGGCGCAACUGGAACGCAGCAAGAGACUUGCAGAGAUACAGACAUGGUUACCCGGGUUUGAUACAAUCAGAAAAUGAGGAGGAAGAGGAAAUGUGGAACUUGAGCUUUUAUAAAAAUGAGAUUUCUUUUGUACCUCAUGGUUUGCAUAUUGAAACUCUGCUUGAAUCUUGGUGGGACAACUAUGAAGUUCUGGAAGAAAACCAUUCUUACAUACAGUGGCUGUUCCCUUUACGUGAGCAUGGGAUGAACUGGCGUGCCAAACCACUCACAUCUCAAGAAAUCCAGGCUUUUAAGAAGUCCAAGGAAGUUAUGCAAAGGUUUGUACGUGCUUAUCGGCUCAUGCUGAGAUUUUAUGGAAUCACUCUGAUCAACGAGAAAACUGGAGAACUUGAGAGAGCAGAGAAUUGGGCUGAACGAUUUCAAAACUUGAACCGGUUUAGCCACAACAAUUUGCGGAUUACACGCAUCCUGAAGUGCCUGGGGGAGAUGGGAUAUGAACACUAUCAAAUGCACUUGGUAAAGUUUUUCCUAACAGAAACUCUUGUUAAGGAGACGUUACCAAAUGUUAAGAGAAGUGCCUUGGAUUACUUCCUGUUCACCAUCAGAAGCAAACAGAAGAGAAGAGAACUAGUCUACUAUGCUUGGCAACACUUCAAACCUCGAGGCAGCUUUGUAUGGGGACCGCACGACAAACUCUUGAAGUACAAAGCGCGCUCUACCAAAUCACAGUUGCCCCAAAAGACUGAAGAUAAACAGGAAACUCCUGGUAAAAAAUGUGAUGAUUCCGUGGAAAAGGAUCAGAAACAGUCUCUAGAGGAAGAACAGAAAGCUGGAGAUGCUGCAGACUUGCAGCCUAAAGCGAACGAUGAAGAUGUAAAAGAGAAGCUAAGCAAGUGUGUUUCGAAGGGAGGAGAUGGUGAAGAGGAGAAAGAGGCUUCAUUUACCCAGCAGGAGGAGAAGGAUUUACACAGUGAGACUGAAGAAGUGCAGGAUACGGCAGAAAAUGAUUGCACAAAGGAGAGCAAGAAGAGAAAACUGGAUGCAAAUACGGCAGAUGCUAAAAAGAGUGGGCCAUUGAAAAGCCCUACUGAUAUCGAAAACAUUUCCCGCAAUCUGGGAGAAUGUGCAAUUGAUGCAGAAAUCUCCUCCUCAGUUCCACCCUUAAAAGCAGAAGAGGACCAGGAAACACUGAAAGAAGAUGAUGCAAGCACCAAAGACUCAACAGUGCCGGAAACAGCCGAUGCAGCUGUAAAACGGAGGAAAGUUGAUAAAAAAACAUCGAGAACGUUCAACUUGGCCAUAAACCUGAACAUGGGGCCCUCUGCCUCUAGUGCCAAGUUAAAUCCAUCUGUCGCAAACAGUGAGGCUGAAAAAGAAAAUGAUAGUGAGAAAAAUGCAACUGUGAAAGCAACAA